Molecule: messenger RNA, 835 nt
Organism: Raphanus sativus (radish)
Lineage: Eukaryota; Viridiplantae; Streptophyta; Magnoliopsida; Brassicales; Brassicaceae
Product: thioredoxin-like 3-2, chloroplastic
Exons: 5
Coding region: 24-596 (190 amino acids)
Cellular component (GO): chloroplast stroma
Source: RefSeq, a predicted model, not a curated record
CGUCUUUAGUAGUGUGAAAGAGAAUGUCGGAGAUUGUAAACUUGUCGCCGUCUCUGAGAUCUUUAAAACCAAAGGUCUCACCUUUGGUACCUCCUCCUCCUCCUCGUCAAGUGCCGAGCUCCUCGCGGAGAUUAAAGUUUCUAUCUUUUCCCGGGAAAAUCAGUCUGGCAACGGGGAGAAUCCGAGCAAUCGAUGCCGAGGAGAAGUUGCAAGAGGUAGAUGAUGAUGACUCGCCGGUCUCGGUCGAGCUAGGUCCGAUAAGUAGCGAGAGCCACUUCGAUGAGGUGAUGGAGGAAGCUCAGAAGCUCGGCGAAUCUGUUGUGAUCGUCUGGAUGGCAGCUUGGUGCAGGAAAUGUAUUUACUUGAGGCCCAAACUCGAAAAGCUCGCUGCUGAGUUCUACCCAAGACUGAGGUUUUAUCAUGUUGAUGUCAACGCUGUGCCAUACAGACUCGUGUCUCGUGCAGGAGUUACGAAAAUGCCAACGAUUCAGCUAUGGAGAGAUGACCAGAAACAAGCUGAAGUCAUCGGUGGUCACAAAGCGCAUUUUGUGGUUAACGAAGUGCGAGAGAUGAUAGAGAACGAUUCAAUCACUUGAAAAGUUAACGGGAUACUCUGCUCUCUUUUUCUCCCCCUCUGAUUGUUCUUACUUUUUGGUAGUCCUCCUGGUUUUGAAAGACAACGAUUGUAGUAGAUUAGUAGGAUAUUGCAAUAUCAAACGCUCUUUUGGCAUCAUCUUUUUUUUUUUACAUGUAUACAUAGUCGGACUGAGAGCUUUAGCAGGCAAGAACUGUAACCUUCCUUUAGCGAUUUAUUCCAACAUCUAUAUUAUUUAAA